This is a messenger RNA of Carya illinoinensis, 1071 nucleotides long. RefSeq lists its product as uncharacterized. Lineage: Eukaryota; Viridiplantae; Streptophyta; Magnoliopsida; Fagales; Juglandaceae. Gene Ontology annotation, molecular function: catalytic activity. The record is from RefSeq and is a predicted model, not a curated record. The transcript has a single exon. Bases 1 to 1071 code for a protein of 356 amino acids.
AUGGUGAAGGAGAAGAGCCCGGAUGUCAUCUUUUUGAGUGAGACCAAGUGUUAUAGAAUAAGGAUGGAGGGGAUCAGAAACAAACUGAAUUUUGAUCACAGUUUCAUAGUGGAUAGUGUUGGCAGGAGUGGUGGCAUAGCAUUUUUGUGGAAGAAGGAGGUGGAGGCAGAAUUGAAUUCGUACUCAAACCAUCAUAUUUCCUUAACUGUAUUUCCUGAGAAUUUGGAGAGGAGUAUUCUUUUAACCGGCUUCUAUGGACAUCUAGUAGCUGCAAAAAGAAAAGAGAGCUGGAAUCUUAUUAGACUUAUACACUCUAAUAUCCAAUGCCCAUGGCUGUGUUUGGGUGAUUUCAAUGAAAUUCUCCUUCAAGAGGAACAAUUUGGCUCUCAUGCCAGACCAUUCCACCAAAUGGAGGCAUUCAGAUCAGUGGUUAAUGACUGUGGUAUGCAAGACCUGGGAUACAAUGGGGACUGCUUUACCUGGAGUAAUAGAAGAGAAGGGUCAGACUUUACUAAAGCCAGACUGGAUAGAGCCUUUGUCAAUAAGGAUUGGAGGGAUCUCAAGCUCAUUAAUUCAGUGUUAAUCCUACCAGCUCAGUGCUCAGACCAUAAUCCCAUUUUUGUUGCCUGCUCAAGCUCUACUGUUGCUAAAAUUCCUAGACCUCGAAUAUUCAGGUAUGAAGCAGCAUGGGGUAAGAAGGAGGAAUGUGGACUCUUAGUUAAACAAGCCUGGCUUCAAAGCUGCCAUCUCAGUCCUAAGCUAAAAGCUUCUCGAGAAGGGCUUAAAAACUGUAGAGAGAAUCUUAAGGCUUGGGGCAGGAAAGUAAUUCAAGAUCAUAAGAAAGUACUCACAGGCAAAAGAGAGUAUCUUAGAAGACUGCAGGAAGCUAACAUAGGACAGAACAAUGAACAGAUUCAGCAAGCUCAAACAGAGAUUGACAAACUGUUAGAGAGUGAAGAGUUGAAAUGGAGACAAAGGGCAAAACAAAGAUGGCUUCGAGAAGGGGAUAGGAACACUAAAUUCUUUCAUCAAUGUGCUUCUCACAGGAGAUUGGUCAACACUAUCAAGUAA